CAAAAGUGACACAAUACAUUCGUAAAUCAAUUGUUAGAUUAAUUAUAUUGUUCCAAUAGAUCUACUUUUUUUAAUUUCUCGAAAUUAAAAAAGAGCUCAAAUCAUCGAAAAAACCAGUUAGCAAAAAUUUGCACUUCAAAAAAAUACUCAACUUUCGUUCGAGUUAUCAACUAACAAGUGACAAAAAAUGGCUUUGGAAGUGAUGGCUAAUUUCUCGUUUUACGCGUCACACGUUUUGAGAGGACUUUUUAAUAUUGCCAUUGGAGCCGAAGAGUUCAUUUACGACGACCAAGGCAACAUCAUUUCAAAGCUACCAUCAAAACGGAAGCAAGUUUUGGUAUUUGCCAAAAAUUUCCUCAAGGAACCGGUGAUGUUGGGUGCUGCAUUUCCGAGCAGUCAGUUUGUGGUGGAUAAAGUUCUUGCGCCGAUCGAUUUCGAAAAUUCAAAAUUGAUCGUAGAAUACGGUGCUGGUGUUGGUAAUAUUUCCAUUGAAAUUCUUCGUCGCAUGCGCAAAGAUGCGAAAUUGGUCGUCUUUGAAAUAAAUGAAGAUUUGAUUGAAUUUUUGAAAAAUGAAUAUCACGACGACCGUUUAAUUGCAUCCGAUCGCUCAGCUGCUGAUGUUGAAGAGGUGCUACGUGAAAACAAAUUGGGACAACCCGAUUACAUUAUUUCUUCAAUUCCAUUUUCAACUAUGCCCCAAGAAGUCGCCAACCAAAUUAUGAUUGCAACCAAAUCCAUCUUGAAACCCGAAGGAAAAUUCUUGGUCUAUCAAUAUCGCAGCAAAAUUCUUGACUUUUUACAACCAUAUUUUAAGCACAUCGAUCGCAGUUAUGAAAUUCUCAAUUUACCACCAGUUAAACUUUUUUAUGCAUAUAAUUAAGAUACGAUUCUUUAUUUCGAUCACAAUUAGUUUAUUACUUUGAAAAUGACACUUAAAAUAAGAGAUUUUUAGUUUAAACAUUUAGUGUUAAUUGAUUUUUUUUAAGUUUAUGAAUAAUAAUAAUAAAAUCGCCACUUUUUUACAUCCUAA
Messenger RNA from Contarinia nasturtii (swede midge), 1030 nucleotides. RefSeq lists its product as uncharacterized. NCBI's taxonomy places the organism in Eukaryota, Metazoa, Arthropoda, Insecta, Diptera, Cecidomyiidae. The transcript has 2 exons. The record is from RefSeq and is a predicted model, not a curated record. The coding region runs from base 188 to 880 and encodes 230 amino acids.